Molecule: messenger RNA, 2523 nt
Organism: Anoplophora glabripennis (Asian longhorned beetle)
Lineage: Eukaryota; Metazoa; Arthropoda; Insecta; Coleoptera; Cerambycidae
Product: cAMP-specific 3',5'-cyclic phosphodiesterase, isoforms N/G
Exons: 8
Coding region: 141-2135 (664 amino acids)
Biological process (GO): signal transduction
Cellular component (GO): cytosol; perinuclear region of cytoplasm; nucleus
Molecular function (GO): 3',5'-cyclic-AMP phosphodiesterase activity
Source: RefSeq, a predicted model, not a curated record
UAACUGUAUAAUUUAAUCUAUAUUACAAUCAAGUAAAGAUUAGGUUUAUCUUAUCUAAAUAAGUUAUUUAUUUACAUUUAAUGUAGUCAGUUACUUCGGUAAAUGUGGUAUGAGUGCGGUUUUUUGUGCUGUUUUCUAUAAUGAUCGUCGAAAGUACUUCUCCCGGACAAUACCUUACGAUCAGGCCCAGAUCGAGGAAUCCUAUGCGAAUUCCAAGAAGUCCUAGGCUUCCCAGGAGGAACUCGGAUUUCAUUUUGACGUAUAAUAGUUUCGACGUUGAAAAUGGAGCUAGUCCCGGUAGAAGUCCAUUGGAUGGCGCGGCAUCCCCAUCCGCUGGACUGGUAUUGCAAAAUCUUCCUCAGAGGAGGGAGAGCUUCUUGUACAGAUCUGAUAGCGAUUUUGAGAUGUCCCCGAAGUCUAUGUCCAGGAACUCUUCCAUAGCCAGCGAAAGAUUCAAGGAGACUGAAAACAUUUUGGAAAGAUCCCAUGGAGAAGAUCUCAUCGUUACUCCAUUUGCACAAAUUCUUGCCAGUUUGCGCAGCGUGCGCAACAACUUUCAAUGUCUCACCAAUGUGCCCACUAAUAAAUCUCGGAGGUCAUCGGGAGCAGCGACUGCAGGUGCUUCUCAAAGCAGGAACUUGACUCCCGGUGAUGAGGCAUACAUGAAGAUGGCCUUGGAAACUAUGGAGGAGCUGGAUUGGUGCCUCGAUCAGCUAGAAACUAUCCAAACUCACCGAUCUGUUUCCGACAUGGCAUCGUUGAAGUUUAAGCGUAUGCUUAACAAGGAGUUGUCUCAUUUCUCUGAAUCAAGCAAAUCUGGAAACCAAAUAUCGGAAUACAUCUGUUCUACUUUUCUUGAUAAACAGCAGGAGUUGGACAUACCAACCCUGCGCACAGAUGAAGCGGCCGAACCGCCAAAGGGGACCCAGCGCAAGGAGCGCCCCAGAGGUCCCCACACUACUAUGUCACAGAUAUCCGGCGUCAAUCGCAAGCCGCUGUGUCAUACCAACUCAUUCACUGGCGAAAAAUUACCGUUGCACGGUGUAGAAACUCCUUACGAAGAUGAAUUAGGAAAAUGUUUAAUGGUUAUAGACCACUGGGGUAUUGAUAUUUUCCGCAUAGGUGAACUAAGUAAUGGAAGACCCUUGACCUGCGUAGCUUAUACUACCUUUAGCAAUAGAGACCUUCUCAAAGCAAUGGGCAUCCCAUCUAAAACGUUCAUCACUUUCAUGAUGACUCUAGAAGACCACUACGUUAAAGAUAAUCCCUUUCAUAAUUCACUCCAUGCGGCCGAUGUUACUCAAAGCACGCAUGUCUUAUUGAAUACUCCGGCUCUGGAGUCUGUAUUCACUCCUUUGGAGGUAACUGCAGCAUUAUUUGCUGCCUGCAUCCACGACGUAGACCACCCUGGACUUACUAAUCAAUUUUUAAUAAAUUCUAGUUCCGAAUUAGCAUUAAUGUACAAUGAUGAGAGUGUAUUGGAAAAUCAUCAUUUAGCAGUCGCUUUUAAACUACUUUCGAAUGAAGGGUGUGAUAUCUUCUGCAAUAUGACCAAGAAGCAGAGGCAGACUCUGCGCAAGAUGGUCAUCGAUAUGGUUCUUAGUACUGACAUGUCUAAACACAUGAGUCUGCUGGCAGAUUUAAAAACCAUGGUGGAGACCAAGAAGGUGGCAGGUUCGGGUGUGCUGUUGCUGGACAACUACACAGACCGCAUCCAAGUCUUAGAGAACCUGGUGCAUUGCGCCGACUUAAGCAACCCCACCAAACCGCUGGCCCUGUACAGGCGCUGGGUGGAUCUGCUCAUGGAGGAAUUCUUCCAGCAGGGAGACAAGGAGCGUGAAGCUAAGAUGGAUAUUAGUCCUAUGUGUGACCGACACUCUGCGACUAUAGAAAAAUCCCAAGUAGGUUUCAUUGAUUACAUAGUACAUCCUCUGUGGGAAACCUGGGCCGAUCUAGUACACCCAGACGCGCAAGACAUCCUCGACACCUUGGAGGAGAACCGCGAUUGGUACCAGAGCGCCAUCCCUCCCAGCCCGCCAGCAGAAGAAGUACCUGACCCGCAGCGCCCAGGCAUUCGCUUCCAAGUCACCCUCGAGGAAGGCGAGGCCGAGUCCGAGGCCGAGGCUCCGAUGUGACGGAGGCUGGUGGGCCUCUGCAGGAAGCUGACCGAGAAGGUGCAGCAAUGGUGGCGCGUGCGGCAGUAGACGCUGGCGUCCUGUCUUUGUGUGCCACACCGCGCUGGCGCGGCGUUUGUUAUGUUUGCAUCGCUUGACUGAAUCUUCGGGCUGAGACGCAGCCUGUCCCCGCAGUUCCUGGGAGUGUAUCUUUAAAUUAUUAUAUUCUGUUUGGCCUUUCCACGACCCUUUUGUCAUGCCUUACUUAGGAAGACACCGCCCCUACUGACUAUACAUCUGUACAUAAUUCAUAAUAAUCUGUCGGUGUAAUACUCAGCCCUGUGUAUGUAUAGGUACUAUGUGUCAUGUCAGCUAUGUUACACACAAGUAAAGCUCUCUCCAUUUUAAA